Molecule: messenger RNA, 270 nt
Organism: Staurois parvus
Lineage: Eukaryota; Metazoa; Chordata; Amphibia; Anura; Ranidae
Source: the annotation of a GenBank genome assembly
UCUGCUUUGCAUCCGCUGUUCCUCUGCUCUCAUCAGCCUUCCUGGCAGCAAUCUCAUCAGCAUUCCUGGCAGCAAUCUCAUCAGCUUCCUGGCAGCAAUCUCAUCAGCAUUCCUGGCAGCAAUCUCAUCAGCAUUCCUGGCAGCAAUCUCAUCAGCAUUCCUGGCAGCAAUCUCAUCAGCAUUCCUGGCAGCAAUCUCAUCAGCAUUCCUUGCAGCAAUCUCUGGUUACUGAGGGAUGCUUUCACAACUGGAUGUCAUCAGAUUCUCAGC